GGCGGCGGCGGCGGCGGCGACUACGACGACGAAGACGACAGGGGCGGCCACAUCUUCUCUGGCCCCCACCCCUGCAUUAGUUCUCCCAACUGCCCCCGCCCCUGGGCUUUUUCUGCAGCCCGUGCGCGACUCGCGGGCGCUCCCGCCUCUCGGUCCCCUCCUCCACCCGGCCCUCGCUCCUCCCCGCCUCCGCCUCUCGUUGUUUCUCGGAACCUUUUUUUGCUCCUGACCUUUCCUCGCUGGGUCGUCGCCAUGUCUCUGAAAGUGCACACGAGCAACAUCACCAACAAGAAUGACCCCAAGUCCCUCAACUCUAGGGUCUUCAUUGGGAACUUAAACACAGCCAUGGUGAAGAAGGCAGACGUAGAGACCAUCUUCUCCAAGUAUGGCCGUGUAGCCGGCUGCUCUGUGCACAAGGGCUACGCCUUCGUCCAGUAUGCUAGCGAGCGCCAUGCCCGUGCCGCCGUGCUGGGCGAGAACGGGCGAGUGCUGGCAGGGCAGACUUUGGACAUCAACAUGGCUGGAGAACCUAAACCUAAUAGACCAAAAGGACUCAAGAGAGCAGCUUCUGCCUCCUAUGGGGGCUACGACUUUGACUCUGAUUACUACAGGGAAGACCUGUAUGACAGCCCCAGUCCCAGCCUCAGCCUCAGCCUACUCUUGGCUGCCCGGGAGAAGGGGUUUCCGGCUCCCAGCUCAGGAGUGCAGUCAGGACCACUGUCCGAGGGAAGGCAUGUGAACCCUGGGUUCUUAGUCCCCAGAUCCACCACGGAGCCACUGUGUGGCCUGAGGCUUUUCGAGCCCCGGGGCCGGCUCUCUCCAGUCCCCAGGGUGGUUCCUGUGAAGCGGCCACGGGUCACCAUCCCUCUCGUUCGUCGCAUCAAAGCAACUCUGCCUGUCAGACUCUUCGCCCGCUCUACCACUUCCAGCAGCUCAUCAAAGUUAAAGUUGAAGUGUACUGAGCUGCAGACCAUCAAGACAGAACUUACCCAGAUCAAGUACAACAUUGAGGCCCUGCUGGGGCGGCUGGACCAGAUCUCGGAGGAGCAGAGUCCUAGCACAGAUGGCAAGAAGAAGAAUGACAGCAAGAAAAGUGAGGCCGCUCAGGAGGACACGGCUUCGGAGGCAGAGACACCCUUGGAAGAGUUGUUGCCUGGGGAUGAUGUAGAUGAGGCGCUGGCACAGGAUGACUUCGAAGAUUUGGACAACAGCCGAUACACAGAGCUGGAUGAAUUGACUCUACAGUAAAUGCGGGAUAGGAGGGACUGCAGGCUGACCCGAGGAGGACGGUAUGAGGGCAAACCCUGACCCUGGCCCCCUGAGCCAGGCACCACCCAUCACUCCCCAACCCCCCAGGUGCCAUCAUCCCCAGCUGGGCAGCGGAGGAAAACUGUGGGUCCGACGGCUUCUACCCACCUGUCGCCCAUCAGUGCCAAAUCCAGCCAGCCCCUUCUCCAGAUGGACCUGGUACCCUCAACAACUCACCUGGGCACCUUCCUGCUGGAGCAGAUAGCAGGAAAUCUCUCCCUAUCCUCCCACCCCCGAGUCCCCCAACUAACUGCCUUCCUUCCUGCCUGGGACUGGCUGGGCAGAGCACAGAAGUUGUAUUAUAUCUUGGACCAGGACACUGCAGGGCUUUGGGAUUUUCUAGGGGUGUGGGGAGGGCAAUCCACAAGGAGGGGACUUCACGAUGACCCUGAUAAUAAAAAGUUUGGAUCCUGAAUGCUCAGGCAGAUUGGACGAUGCAUUUGUCUUCAGAGCCAUCUUUCAUACCAUUGGCAUUAAAGCAGAGAGCUGCUUAUCAAAUUAUUUGGAGCUAGGAGAGAAUUGUUAAUGCUAGACAAAGGAAUUUGGUUCCCUCAAAGAUCUCGGCAAGCUGGAAUGGUGGGCCUGUAUGACAGAAUGGAAUUGAAUAGGGAUAAUUUUCAAGUCCUUAAAUAGGGUUCAAAAAACUAGUUGCAUGAGGUCUCUAAGAUCUCUUUCCAGCUCUAAAUCCUAUGAUCUUAUGAGUACAGGAUUGGGGGAGAUGUGAUUAAUGUGACAAACCCAAGUGUUGGAGGGGAUCACUAGCCCAGUAUGCUGUAAUAAUGUGACAUGGCUGCCCCAAAUGUUGCCGUGACUUUAGGCUGUAAACGUAUAUAAUAGAGACACAGCAUCGGGAGGGAGAGAGGUUAUGUCCAGGUGGUUCUCUGCCCUGGUCAGAUCACGCCUGCUUUUUGUGCCCAGGACUGGGACCACAUUUUAGAACACUGACAAACCGAAUCAUGUCCAAAUGAUGACAAGGACAGAGAGGACUUGGAGCUCACACACACAUCCUUUGGAAGAACUGGGGAGGUUCUGGCUGAAGACUUAGGAGGAACGUGACAGGUGUCUUCAAAUACCAGAAAGGCUGUCAUUUUAAAGAUUCGUACUACGUGGCCUUAGAGGGCAAAACUAGGAGCAGUGCUAGAGAGGGGUGGGGGGCAGUAUACUAGGAAGCAGUUUGGGGCUCUGAGAAAGUUUGCUGAACCAUUAGAGCAGUAUGGCAGUGAGAUGGGCUACUUUGGUAGCUAGCUCUCCAUCACUGGAGGUCUUUAAGUGUCAGCUGCACUUGUGAGGGAUGUGUGCUACAUGAGGGUAUUGAUGCAUCUGGCAGGUGAUUUGACUCUACCCUUCCAACUCUGGGAUUCUAUGAUUCCUCUUCAUUAAAACAUUUAUCUUUUGUUAA
This is a messenger RNA of Vombatus ursinus (common wombat), 2707 nucleotides long. RefSeq names its product RALY heterogeneous nuclear ribonucleoprotein (gene RALY). The transcript has 10 exons. Gene Ontology annotation, cellular component: nucleus. The coding region runs from base 253 to 1248 and encodes 331 amino acids. Gene Ontology annotation, molecular function: RNA binding. The record is from RefSeq and is a predicted model, not a curated record. Lineage: Eukaryota; Metazoa; Chordata; Mammalia; Diprotodontia; Vombatidae.